AUGGCGUUGCAGCUAGACCGAGAAAAGCUCUGCUGUUCCAUAUGUUUGGAUUUACUUAAGGAGCCAGUGACUAUUCCCUGUGGGCACAGCUACUGCAUGAAUUGUAUUGAAAGCCGCUGGACUGAAGAGGAACAUAAAAGCUACAGCUGCCCUCACUGCAAACAGACCUUUGCACCAAAGCCAGACUUGGUGAAAAGUGCCAUGUUUGCUGAUUUGGUUGAAGCCUUGAAGAAAACAAGACUUCAGUUUGCUCCAGCUGAUCACUGCUAUGCCAAGCCUGGAGAUGUAGCCUGUGAUUUCUGCACUGACAAAAAGCUGAAAGCCCUCAAGUCGUGUUUGGUGUGCCGGAUCUCCUACUGUGAGCUCCACCUUCAGCCUCACUACGAAUCCUCUGCCUUUGAAAAGCACAAAUUGGUUGAACCGCUAAAAAAUCUACAGGAGAAAUUUUGCUCUCAUCAUGAUGAGGUGAUGAAGAUCUUUUGUCGCACUGACCAGCAGGCCAUCUGUUUUUUGUGCUCCGUUGAUGAACACAAAAAUCACGACACAGUCUCAGCUAAAGCAGAAAGAAACGGUAAGCAGAUGAAGCUUGGGGUGAGUCGGGAAAAAAUCCGGAUGAGAAUUCAGAACAGAGAAAAAGAUCUGAAAGUUCUUCAGGAGGAGAUUGAGGCCAUCAAUUUCUCUGCAGAUAAAAUAGUGAACGACAGCAAAAAGAUCUUCGCAGAACUAGUUUGUCUUGUUGAGAAAAUGAGCUCUGCUUUAAAUGAACAAAUCAGAUUCCGGCAGAAAGCUGAAGUUAAUCGAGUUACAGAGUUAAAGGAGAAACUGGAAUCCACUGCAUACAACAGUCCUGUAUCCACAGAGGAUAUGAUAAAGGAUUCUGCUGCUACCAGAAAAUCAGCAUCCAUGUACGUUUACCAAUAUGUGGGCUAG
This is a messenger RNA of Neolamprologus brichardi, 930 nucleotides long. Its product is annotated as tripartite motif-containing protein 16-like. The record is from RefSeq and is a predicted model, not a curated record. NCBI's taxonomy places the organism in Eukaryota, Metazoa, Chordata, Actinopteri, Cichliformes, Cichlidae. Gene Ontology annotation, molecular function: zinc ion binding.